Triticum turgidum subsp. durum (durum wheat) is the source of this 1356-nucleotide messenger RNA. The record is from the annotation of a GenBank genome assembly. Lineage: Eukaryota; Viridiplantae; Streptophyta; Magnoliopsida; Poales; Poaceae.
AUGGAGAGCGAGCAGGUGAAGCGGCGGUUCGGGCGGUGCCCCUACUGCCGCGCCAUGAUCUACCAGGACCCGCAGGCCGUCAUCUACUACUGCAGCAAGUGCCGCACGCCCAUCCGAGGCAAGAACCCGGAGCCCACGGACGACACCGAGUACUCGCUGGCGCAGCUCGAGAUCCUCUCCUUCGACACCAUGUCCACCUACUCCGACGAGACGGAUCCGCCCAAUGGCGGAAACCUCGAGCCGGGCAGCCGGGACAACGGGGUCGCGUCCUCCUCGUCCGCGUACCGGCCCUACAGCGCGAUCAGGACCGGUCCAAGGAGCGGCGAUCUGGGCCGGCACGACGAAGCGGAUCAGGUUCGGCGAAGCGGGUCGCCGCUCCACAGCCGCGUGAGCGAGCUCCGGCCGGCGUCCCGGAGGACCAGGCGGCCGGCGAGCGCUGACCUCGACGCGCCCAAGGACGGAGGCGGCGAGUUCGACGUGCCGCGGACGAGGUCGGCCUCGUCCUACGGCCGCCGGGCGUCGCCGCUCAACUCGCAGGAACUCGAGGCGGCGAUGGGCAUGGUGGGGGAUGGACCGGCCGCUGGUGUGGCCUCGAGAUCGCCGCUGGCUGACCCGGGGUUCCAGCAGAACCUCCUGCACGCUCUCGAGAACCUCCGGAAGCUCAUCGUCGCCGUCGAGGAGCCGCUCAGAGUCGACGCGCCCCGGCUCGCUCCUGGUGUGCCUCCCAAGAGCGCGCCUGGCAGCAACAGCGCCCCUCAGAAAGUCACGCGGCGCGACUCCCGCAUCCUGCGCCGCCUCGAGUCGCAGCUCGCCCAGGCAUUGCCGGCCACCGACAGCGGCCGGCGCCUUGGCAAGCCCAACACCUCGUCGUCAUUGUCUUCGUGGAUGUCCGCGUCGGCGUCGGCAUUGGCACCGGUGUCGGAACCGGCAUCGGCAUCGAGCAGCCGGCGCGGGGCGUCGGCGAGGCACCUAAUCUGCCGCCCGGUCAUGGGCGGCACGCCGUUCGUCCUCUGCGACAAGUGCGAGGAGAUACUGCUGCUACCGGCCGGCCUAUCUGUAGACAAAUUCGCCAGGCUGCAGUGCGGCGGCUGCGACGAAAUGCUCGAGGUGACGCUGCCGGCGAGGGGCGGCGGCUCGACGACGGACCGGCCGAGGAAGAUAUUCUCCGCGCCGCAGCCAGCUGGUUUUGGCGCCGACGACGCGGAGGAGCAGAACACGCGUGCAACUGCGAGGAGCCGUUUGAGCGGCGAGCAGCUACGGCAGGGCCCCGACCAUGGGCUACUCCACCACGUGCUCGGCUACAGCUCGGUGAGCUCGGUUCUCCGGAGCCGUCGGUACGACGACGAGGACAGCUGA